CGUGGCAGGAGCGCCGGGUCCUCACCACUAGUGUAAUAACGGCUCGUUUAUGAGGAAGGAGCAAGGACUUGUGUGUUGUUUGACGGAUAUUGUGUCUUGGUGAACAGUGAGUAAUUCCAACGGAUUGGAAGGAAGGUUGAAGGAACUGAAUAUUUCUCUUACAUUGCUUCGUCAUAUAUUACAACAAGCAAACUUCAGUGAAAUGUUUCAUUGAGGAAGUUUUGAGCUAAUGCGACAAUAGUCAUCGAGAACGGCCGCUAGUUUCCUUGGCAUUGAUAAGUGUACAUAUUUCAUUUUAUAGUUUUGUUUAAGAACUGACAUGAAUGAAUAAAUAUAUGCACUAACCGUUGUACUGCCGUCAGCUCGUUGUAUGCGGUAAGCCCUAUAUGUACACAUGAAGUGAUAAGAGCUUCUAUUGAGUUGUCGACUUGAGUAAAUUUGCAUACGCAACUUGAGAAUUUGCAGGAAUAUGAAGUAUUUUUUGGGUAUUGGUAUAUUGAUUGUGGUGUUGGGUGGGCCAGUACUACCUGCUGGCGGCCCUGCCCUAGACAUGGCCAGGGUUAUGUUCCCUGCUGGCAUCCACCCGGCCACUUAUCCUCCAAACUUUCAAGCUUAUACGUCUGAAGUGGACACCGACGACAACCGCUUAUAUGGAAGCAGGCAACCGGUAACCAGUACUAGACAUGUUGACGAAGCCCACAACGCUACACACGGGCAACACACUCGAUUGGAAACCUUGAAACGCAUAUUAGAUGGCGAUGCUGCUGAUGCAGAGAUCAUCCAGUUCUAUCGGCUUACACGAGAGUUCUCCAGCAUCCGCGACCUUCUAAAUAACUUUAAGCUGAGAGAAAGCGAGGCAAACGUCUUGCCCGCCGGCAGAGUGUCUGGUAUGGGUGAUGGACAACGGCGAUCACCGACUGGCAAGAGGAAGGUGGAACACACUGAACAACUUGACGACGACGACGACGACGCCGCCAACUACGAUGCUCUUGGAUGUGGCAUGAGCAACGUGCAGGCGAGGAUCCUCGGGGGAAAGCUGUCGUCGUCAGGAGACUGGCCCUGGCAAGCUGCGCUCGUCCACGUGCCCUCCAAGUCAGCCUUCUGUGGGGCGUCCCUUAUCGGCAAGCAAUUUGUCCUCACCGCUGCUCACUGCACCAAUGUGCUGUCGGUGCGCCACAUCAAUGUGAUGCUUGGUGGUCACGACGUUACUCUCGACACGGAGGAAGGUCGACAAGUCUACUCCAUCUCUCAUAUUAUCCUUCAUGAAAAGUUUAAUGCCAAGAACCUGGCUAAUGACGUGGCUCUCAUAAGGCUCUCGGAGCCCGUCAACAUGACCCACAGGAUACGUCCUGUGUGUCUCCCAGAUACCGACUGGGACGUUCCGCUGGCUGACGGAGCUGAUGUAGUGACUGGAAUUGUAGCUGGUUGGGGCCUUACCAGAGAGGGAGGACUCCCAUCCCCGGUUCUUCUCCAGGUCAAUCUGCCGUUCCUGAGGCUUGAGGAGUGCAGACGACGCUAUGAAGGAAUCGCUGCAAUCUCGUCGAAAAUGCUCUGUACUCUCCAUAGCUUUGCUGAUGGUGUUAGUAAAGACUCUUGCAAGGGUGAUUCUGGCGGUGCCCUGAUCACGGAGGACGCAGGAGGGCGGUGGACGCAGGUGGGCAUCGUCAGCUUCGGGUACGGGUGUGGGCGCCAGGGGUACCCCGGGGUGUACACCAGGGUCACCCAGUACCUUGCCUGGAUAUACCUCAAAAUUAUUCAGCUGGACGCUGAAUCAGAGUCCUGAAGUCUUAAGUUACUAGCAAUUGUGAACAUAGCUACCUAUCAUUUGGCUUCUAUGAUUUAAGUAGAGAAACAUUCCUGUUUUAACUAGUUUAUUACAUGGUAACUAUUUGAAAUUUGGUUAAUUUUUUGUAAAAUAAUUUUAUUAAUGGAAAGACAUUGUAAUUUUCAAAUUUUGGUGUUCUCUCCAAAUACACGAAACUUGAUGAAAUGGUAACAAAUGAUUAGUUCCAUGUGAUUUUAGUGAUUUUUAGCAAUAUGCUAAUAAGUUUGUUUUUAAAUUAAAUAAGUGUUAAAACUAUUAAAUUGCUUGAGAGAAAAGGGAUAUAUUCUAUUUCAAACUAGUUUACAAAUUAAAGAUUUUAAAUCUAAAUGAUCUUUUUCCAUGACUGGGGGGGAUGGGAAGAGAUCCUAGUUUCCUCUCUAGUACUUUAUCCUUGUAGAUGGCAAGUAAAACUUCAAAAUGAUUCUGAUGCAUGUCAGGUCCUCGGCGAAAUAGACAUUACCAAAUGUUAUACAUUUAAAUUCUAAGAGCAAUUCUGGCUGUUAGGUUUAUUUUUGCAUUUGAAUUAUUUUUCACCGCCAUUACCUCCCCACUCCCUCCCAGCGGAACAAAAAAUUAAAAUUUCAUAGAUGUUGGGGGGGGGGUGGGGGGGGGCGAAUGAACAGUCGUUAGGAUUUUUGCUUGACGUUGGUCCCUGGUACCAAACCACUUGACUUCAUAUUGUUUCGAGCACAUUUGCUUAAGCAUUUUUUCACAUUUUCAGUUGUGUAUAUAUAUAUUAUAUAUUGAAAUAAUUUUAAAUGGCUGAAGUCUGGAACCAUAGACGAAAUGACUGAACCUGAUAUUUUAAAUUUAAUUCAUAGUACGUGUUGAGUGUCUCGACAAUGAUAUACAAUAGACGAGGUAAACAGUCACUUGCCCUAUGCUUCCAGACCUGUUAGGCACUUUUCUUAGAGUAGUAAACGCAAAAGUUGAUGUAUAUUUUUGCCUGAACUUGAGAUUCAUUCAAUGUUUCUAUUUACUAUCUGUUGUAAAAUGACACAUGUGACUUGCAUUAAAUUUGUUUUAUUAA
Procambarus clarkii (red swamp crayfish) is the source of this 2855-nucleotide messenger RNA. RefSeq names its product trypsin-1. Gene Ontology annotation, molecular function: serine-type endopeptidase activity. Lineage: Eukaryota; Metazoa; Arthropoda; Malacostraca; Decapoda; Cambaridae. Gene Ontology annotation, biological process: proteolysis. The record is from RefSeq and is a predicted model, not a curated record.